AUGGCUUCUGGACGUCGUUCUACGCGCUCGAACGGCCAUAAUCCAACUGAAGGGAGCCCUGAGAAUGAUGCUACCAAGGAUCAAAUUGAAGCAACGAAUAACGAAUCUCCUGAAACCAAACUAGCAGACGACCGUUGUCCGGCUUGUACUCCGGAAACUAUUGCCCAAUUAGAUGACGAGGUGAAUGAACAAUGGGCAAUGUGUGGUGCUUGCAAGGUCUGGUAUCAUUGGAGGUGCACGGGUGAAGGGGUUGACCUCGACACAAUCGACAAAUGGUUCUGCAAGACCUGCUUGACAACGGAUACCACGGGAAAGCGAGCGAUUACUUUCCGAGCUCCUGCUCGAAAGUCGGACAGAAAACGAACAACCAAAAACUAUGCCAACAUAGAAGCAGGUGUCAAUUCUGAUCCCAAAAGAUUUCUGAAUAUGAUGGAGGGCAAGGAAAUAAAAGAUGAUUCGUUUCGAAGAAUGGAAGGCAGUCAGGUGGGGUUGGAGUGGGUCGAGGAAAAUGAGAGCGCUAUGAAAGAGCCAAUCGUCAUUGAAAGUCCGGAGGGAUUAGGCAUGAACAUGCCAGAUGAGAAUUUCACCGUAGACGAUGUUGGGUUAUUGGUCGGAGAGAAGAAUCCAAUUGAAGUUAUCGAUGUCGCUUCCCAAGCGAACGCUCCAGGCUGGACUGUCGGGCAGUGGGUUGAAUACUACAACCUUGAGCCUCACCAGCGGGACAAGAUUUUCAAUGUCAUAUCACUGGAGAUUUCAGGCACGCUACUUGCUGACAGAAUUCUCCCUCCGCGGUUGGUUAGAGAGCUCGAUUGGGUGGAAAACUUUUGGCCUUCUACCCGGAAAGGCAAGGGGCAUACGUAUCCAAAGGUCCAGUUGUAUUGCUUGAUGGGAGUGCAAGGUGCAUGGACAGAUUGGCAUAUUGACUUUGCUGGCUCCUCUGUUUACUACCACAUCAUGCACGGCUCCAAAAUAUUUUAUUUCAUCAAACCGACAUCUGCCAACUUAGCCGCGUACGAACGGUGGUCAGGGACUGAAAUUCAGUAUAAUACAUGGCUAGGAGAUCUAGUCGAUGAGGUCGUGAAAGUUACACUGACUGCAGGAAACACGAUGAUCAUUCCAACAGGGUGGAUCCAUGCCGUGUAUACGCCUCAAGACACAUUGGUCUUCGGCGGUAACUUUCUGCAUUCCUACGAUAUUCCGACUCAGCUUAAAGUGCGGGAUAUUGAAAUUCGAACACAGGUCCCAAAAAAGUUUCGUUUUCCAAUGUUCACCAAACUUGUUUGGUAUGUGGGCGACAAAUAUAUGAAAGACCUCAAGAGUGGAAACGUACCAUCAUUCAGGAUUCUUGAUUCUUUAGCAGCGUUGGUAGAUUUUUUGCUGUCGGAAACUCGCGCGCUUGAAAGAGGAUCAGUGCAGGCCAAGAAAGAGGCAAAGGAGCAGAUACCUCAUGAUAGGGUGAAGGAUGGACCUGCACUGGCGCGAGAGUUGGCGUGGAGACUGCGACAUGCAAGCGGUAACGUCAGCGAUGAUGAGUACGCACCAAAUGGCGUUGGACAUAUGCAUAAACGCAAAAGGAUGCGGUCAGACAGCCCUCCGAAGUUCAGGAAUUUCCGACCAAAAGGAUGGGACACUGUCUUGGAAACGAAGGCAGAAUUUGAUUCCAAAACACUUCAUCUUGGAAAGAGCGAAGAGAUAAACAAAUGGAUAGAGUGGGACAAUAAUCAAGGAUCGGAAACCGAACCAGCAGUCGAAGUCAGCAGUAGGAAGAAUGUGAUCACCAAGGUACGGCGGAAAGCCGAGAAUGUCGUCGAACGCGAACGCAUUGAGCGAAUAGUAGAAGUAUGGACUUGGAAGGAUUAG
Molecule: messenger RNA, 1860 nt
Organism: Lentinula edodes (shiitake mushroom)
Lineage: Eukaryota; Fungi; Basidiomycota; Agaricomycetes; Agaricales; Omphalotaceae
Product: jumonji protein
Exons: 8
Coding region: 1-1860 (619 amino acids)
Biological process (GO): protein demethylation; regulation of transcription by RNA polymerase II
Molecular function (GO): histone demethylase activity; transcription coregulator activity
Source: RefSeq, a predicted model, not a curated record